This is a messenger RNA of Camelina sativa (false flax), 814 nucleotides long. NCBI's taxonomy places the organism in Eukaryota, Viridiplantae, Streptophyta, Magnoliopsida, Brassicales, Brassicaceae. The record is from RefSeq and is a predicted model, not a curated record.
UAGAGUCACCAGUCGAGCCCUCAAAAGACCUUCACCGUCAGAAGAAGAAGCUAAACUACCUAAACCGACUUAUAAAAAGGUCAAUACCCGCGCUUAAAAAUCACCAUCCCGGGUCGGAUCUUCCGUGCAGAACCCGAUCCGGAUCCAUCCCGUACCGAUCAGUUUCACGACUCUGCUCCGGCAGUUGAAUAAAGCCAAGUGCUUUUCAAAAAAAAUUGAGGUAGGAAGAGGAACCAAAUCACCAAUGGAGAGAAGUGAACCCGUCGAUGAAGAUGUGCAGGCAUCUGAGUAUCUACAGAACGACGAGAUUCUUGAAAGAGAUGAUCCAAUGUCAGAUGGUGGAUGCACUUUACGGAUAGGUGAUGAUGAUGAAGCUUUAGUUUGUAGUAGUGAUCAUGAGAUUGAUGUUGGAUUUUGUCAAAACCAAGAGAGAAAGAGCGUGGAUAAUGCGACCACCGGAGAGUUUGAUGAACAGAGCGGUUUACUUGUUGAGAGAAAAGAAUUCGAAGCCCCUUUGGUUGGGAUGGAGUUUGAGUCUUAUGAUGAUGCUUAUAACUACUAUAACUGUUAUGCUACUGAAGUUGGAUUUAGAGUAAGAGUGAAGAAUUCGUGGUUUAAGCGGCGUAGUAAAGAGAAGUAUGGUGCGGUGCUUUGCUGUAGUAGUCAAGGUUUCAAGAGGAUUAACGAUGUGAAUCGUGUUAGAAAGGAAACUCGAACUGGUUGCCCUGCAAUGAUUAGAAUGAGGCAGGUGGAUUCUACGAGGUGGCGGGUACUUGAAGUUACACUUGNUUCGCUCUCAAGCUCAAGCUUUUAG